This is a messenger RNA of Mercurialis annua (annual mercury), 1542 nucleotides long. Its product is annotated as pentatricopeptide repeat-containing protein At5g43790-like. Lineage: Eukaryota; Viridiplantae; Streptophyta; Magnoliopsida; Malpighiales; Euphorbiaceae. The coding region runs from base 1 to 1413 and encodes 470 amino acids. Gene Ontology annotation, biological process: RNA modification. The transcript has 2 exons. The record is from RefSeq and is a predicted model, not a curated record. Gene Ontology annotation, molecular function: RNA binding; protein binding.
AUGACAUCUCCAAACCCAAAUUUCAGACACCCAACACUACAACUCUUACAAAAAUGCAAAACCCUAACCACUCUCAAACAAAUCCAUGCCCAAAUGAUCCAAUCCACUCUCACUCUCCACACAUACCCACUCAGUAAACUCCUCUACAUUUCCUCAACUCUACACAUUCCUCACACACUCUCAAUCUUUAACCAAAUUCAAAACCCAACAAUUUUCCUCUUCAACACACUAAUUUCCUCCUUUGCAAAUCAAACUCAACGCACCCACUUAGCCUUCAGUUUAUACAACUCACUUCUGUGUCAUAAUUCUGUUAAACCCAAUUCUUACACUUACCCGUCUCUCUUUAAAGCUUGUGGGUUGCACCCUUGGGUUCAAUAUGGGUUACCCCUUCACACCCAUGUGGUUAAAUUUCUUGAACCGGUUUAUGAUCAGUUUGUUCAAGCUUCAUUGGUUAAUUACUAUGCAAAUAUUGGUAAGUUGAGUUUGGCUAGAUAUAUAUUUGAUCAGAUUAGUAAACCUGAUUUAGCCACGUGGAACUGUAUUUUAGCUGCUUAUGCACGUAAUGCUAUUUUAUCAUUUGAAACGUUGAGUUUGUUUAAUACCAUGCAAAAUUCUGAAGUUAAGCCGAAUGAAGUUACGUUUGUUGCUUUGAUUAGUGCUUGUGCUAAUUUAGGUGCUCUUAGUGAAGGUGCAUGGGCUCAUGUAUAUAUACUAAAGAGUAAUAAUCUUAGGUUGAAUUCAUAUGUGGGUACUUCUUUGAUUGAUUUCUACUCAGAAUGCGGGUUUCUUGGUAUUGCACACCAACUGUUUGAUAAAUUGUCUCAGAGAGAUACUUUAUGUUACUCCCUCCUGGGACGGAGGAAGUACAAUGCAAUGAUUGGAGGCUUCGCAAUUCACGGGUUCGGACAUAAAGCUCUUGAUCUGUAUGAAAAUAUGAGACUCGAGGGUUUUGUUCCUGAUAAUGCAACGUUUAUAGUCACAAUGUGUGCUUGCUCACAUGUUGGUUUAGUUGAGGAGGGUUGCGAAAUUUUUGAGUCUAUAAAGAAGGUUUACGGUGUUGAGCCGACACUCGAGCAUUACGGGUGUGUGGUUGAUCUUUUAAGUCGAGCCGGGAGAUUUACGGAUGUGAAAGAUAGAGUGGAGAGCAUGCCUAUGAAGCCCAAUGCAAUAAUAUGGAGGUCUAUAUUAGGAGGAGCUAGAAUUUAUGGAGAGUUGGAGAUGGGGGAGUUUGCACUUAAGCAACUAAUGGAGGUAGAACCAGAAACUAGUGGGAAUUAUGUACUUUUGUCGAAUAUGUAUGCAAGUAUUGAUAAAUGGGAAGAUGUGAAGAGAGUAAGGAAAUUGAUGAAAGAUCAUGGGGUCAUCAAAAUGCCUGGAAAUAGUUUAGUUGAUAGAAAUUUAUUUGAAGGUUGAAGAUAUUUAUUUGAUGAUUAUCAUGAUAGUUCUAAAUUUACAUCAAUUAUAUAUGGAACAUAUGUAAUUGUGUGAGAGAGAAAUAUGUAUCAUCAUUUUUUGAGUACAUGUGCUUGACGUCCAGAGCUA